AUGAUCCCCAGAGCCUACAUCGCUCGAAUUACCCCUAAGCUUAGACCACAGCGCCUAUCCUUGUCCCUUUCAAGGCUCAAUUCGCGUCACGGGCACUGCAGGACCUUGUUCCUCGACCAGGUUGACGAUGCGAUUAUCGACCGCCUUCACCCUGGCCAGCCCAAGUCGACCCCGGCAACCUCGAAACCUGUCCCAGCUUCUGACGUCAAGCCGGCACAGGUAUCGACCCCGACCCAACUCGUACCCCCCCCCACCACUACGGACGUGCCUCUCUCAACCACUAAGGACAUCAAUCCCUCCGAUAAACCGACAUCGAUCACCCCGCCCGGUCAUGAGGAGAUGAACCGCACCCGCACAUCGCGUCUCGGCGUUGCAACUUAUGGUCCCCUCACCAACAGGCCUUUGGAUCAUAAAUCUUUUUACGACACUUACGAUGCAUUGGUCAACAUGGGAUUCUCCGACAUCCGAAUCGUCGUAGAGGUGAUGGGCGCUCACUAUUGCUACAUCGUUUAUGUCCGAGCCAUGACCCACAGGUUCAACCACCGCAACCCCCCGAUUAUCAUCUGCGUCACUGAGCACCCAGCUCGGCUUUCCAUAAACAAUUUCUUUCAUCAAGCUCAGCAGCUCAUCUGCCGGGAGGCUCUCGUCGAGAGCAUCUCCGAGGUUGUCCCCACUUGCCAUUCCGAGACUGGCGAGUUUGAACAACUCAAGUCUAAAGGAUGGAAACAGAGGGACCUGAACAAGCAACCGGAGUAUACUCGCGACCGGAAGGGGCGACGAGCCGACGACUCAGGGAAGUUCGGGCUGGUUGGACCUAUAUCGCAAGCAGCUAUUAGCUUGAUCCGUAAGGAUCAGUGA
This is a messenger RNA of Cryptococcus wingfieldii CBS 7118, 858 nucleotides long. RefSeq lists its product as hypothetical. Bases 1 to 858 code for a protein of 285 amino acids. The transcript has 5 exons. Lineage: Eukaryota; Fungi; Basidiomycota; Tremellomycetes; Tremellales; Cryptococcaceae. The record is from RefSeq and is a predicted model, not a curated record.